Talpa occidentalis (Iberian mole) is the source of this 5037-nucleotide messenger RNA. It is a transcript of the gene DIP2B, whose product is annotated as disco interacting protein 2 homolog B. The record is from RefSeq and is a predicted model, not a curated record. The transcript is spliced from 38 exons. NCBI's taxonomy places the organism in Eukaryota, Metazoa, Chordata, Mammalia, Eulipotyphla, Talpidae. Bases 31 to 4764 code for a protein of 1577 amino acids.
GUCUUCCGGAGCGCGGCUGGCGGAGCCGGGAUGGCGGAGCGAGGCCUGGAGCCCGCGCCGGCCGCGGUGGCGGCGCUGCCGCCCGAGGUGCGGGCGCAGCUGGCGGAGCUGGAGCUGGAGCUCUCGGAGGGGGACAUCACACAGAAGGGAUAUGAAAAGAAAAGGUCAAAACUGCUGUCUCCUUACAUCCCGCAGACACAAGAAACUGAUUCAGCACUACAGAAAGAACAUAGAAACCAGACACCUGCUCCAUCUGCAGCUCAAACUUCUGGUCCUUCUAAGUACCACCGCACUCGAUCUGGGGGAGCCAGGGAUGAACGAUAUCGAUCAGAUAUCCAUACAGAAGCGGUUCAGGCUGCACUGGCAAAGCACAAAGAGCAGAAAAUGGCUUUGCCCAUGCCAACGAAAAGGCGGUCCACGUUCGUCCAGUCUCCAGCCGAUGCCUGCACGCCGCCCGACACGUCUUCGGCCUCUGAGGAUGAGGGUUCUCUGAGACGCCAAGCUGCGCUCUCUGCUGCCUUGCAACAGAGCUUACAGAAUGCUGAGUCCUGGAUCAACCGUUCAAUUCAGGGAUCGUCCACUUCUUCAUCUGCAUCUUCUACGCUGUCCCAUGGAGAGGUCAAAGGAACCAGUGGGUCUCUAGCUGAUGUUUUUGCCAAUACUCGAAUAGAGAAUUUCUCUGCUCCCCCUGAUGUCACAACAACUACCUCUUCCUCCUCAUCAUCUUCCUCAAUACGCCCAGCAAAUAUUGACCUGCCCCCCUCGGGGAUAGUUAAAGGCAUGCACAAAGGAUCCAACAGGUCCAGUCUUAUGGAUACAGCUGAUGGUGUUCCUGUCAAUAGCAGGGUAUCCACAAAAAUCCAGCAGCUUCUCAACACUCUGAAACGACCUAAAAGACCUCCCUUAAAAGAAUUUUUUGUGGAUGACUCUGAAGAAAUUGUGGAAGGUAUACCUCAACCAGACCCCAACCAGCCUAAGCCUGAGGGACGGCAGAUGACCCCCGUGAAGGGAGAGCCCCUGGGAGUCAUCUGUAACUGGCCUCCUGCUCUCGAGUCUGCCCUGCAGCGCUGGGGCACCACUCAAGCCAAAUGUCCCUGUCUAACUGCACUGGAUGUGACGGGGAAGCCAGUUUACACUCUGACAUAUGGAAAGUUGUGGAGCAGAAGUUUAAAGUUGGCCUACACAUUGCUUAAUAAACUGGGGACCAAAAAUGAGCCUGUAUUAAAACCUGGAGACAGGGUUGCCCUGGUUUACCCCAAUAAUGAUCCGGUCAUGUUUAUGGUGGCUUUUUAUGGAUGUCUCCUGGCAGAAGUGAUUCCAGUGCCUAUAGAAGUACCCCUUACCAGAAAGGAUGCUGGAGGGCAGCAGAUUGGCUUCUUGCUAGGAAGCUGUGGUAUUGCUUUAGCUCUUACCAGUGAAGUUUGCCUAAAGGGACUGCCAAAAACGCAGAAUGGAGAAAUAGUACAGUUUAAAGGUUGGCCCCGGCUCAAGUGGGUUGUUACAGAUUCCAAGUACCUUUCAAAACCACCUAAAGACUGGCAACCCCACAUCUCACCUGCUGGUACAGAACCUGCAUACAUUGAGUAUAAAACAAGCAAAGAAGGGAGUGUCAUGGGAGUUACAGUGUCCCGACUUGCCAUGUUGUCUCACUGCCAAGCUCUGUCCCAGGCCUGCAAUUAUUCCGAAGGAGAAACAGUGGUAAAUGUUUUAGACUUUAAGAAAGAUGCUGGGCUGUGGCAUGGCAUGUUUGCGAAUGUAAUGAAUAAGAUGCACACAGUUAGCGUACCCUACUCUGUUAUGAAGACUUGUCCUCUCUCCUGGGUCCAGAGAGUACACGCCCACAAAGCUAAGGUAGCUUUAGUAAAGUGUCGGGACUUGCACUGGGCUAUGAUGGCACAUCGGGACCAAAGAGAUGUGAGCUUGAGUUCCCUUCGGAUGUUAAUUGUGACUGAUGGAGCUAAUCCCUGGUCUGUGUCCUCCUGCGAUGCCUUCUUGAGUCUGUUCCAAAGCCACGGGCUGAAACCCGAGGCCAUCUGUCCAUGUGCUACUUCUGCUGAAGCCAUGACUGUCGCGAUCCGCAGGCCUGGAGUGCCAGGUGCUCCUUUGCCGGGGAGAGCCAUUCUCUCAAUGAAUGGAUUAAGCUAUGGGGUGAUACGGGUCAAUACUGAAGAUAAAAAUUCAGCACUGACAGUCCAGGAUGUGGGACAUGUCAUGCCUGGUGGGAUGAUGUGCAUUGUGAGACCUGAUGGCCCACCCCAGCUCUGCAAAACAGAUGAAAUUGGAGAGAUCUGUGUCAGCUCCAGAACAGGAGGCAUGAUGUAUUUUGGGCUUGCUGGUGUGACAAAAAAUACAUUUGAGGUGAUUCCAGUGAACUAUGCAGGCUCUGCUGUUGGGGAUGUGCCAUUCAUCCGGUCAGGAUUGCUGGGAUUUGUAGGGCCAGGCAGCCUGGUAUUUGUGGUUGGAAAAAUGGAUGGGUUACUGAUGGUUAGUGGUCGAAGACAUAAUGCUGACGACAUUGUUGCUACUGGAUUGGCAGUUGAAUCAAUAAAGACUGUUUAUAGAGGAAGAAUUGCUGUGUUUUCUGUGUCUGUGUUUUAUGAUGAGCGCAUCGUGGUGGUUGCGGAACAAAGACCCGACGCCUCCGAGGAGGAUAGUUUCCAGUGGAUGAGCCGUGUGCUUCAGGCCAUUGAUAGCAUUCAUCAAGUUGGUGUUUAUUGUCUUGCUCUGGUACCUGCCAAUACAUUGCCAAAAACUCCACUAGGAGGGAUCCAUAUAUCUCAGACUAAACAGCUCUUUCUGGAGGGCUCUCUGCAUCCUUGCAAUAUCCUCAUGUGCCCACAUACGUGUGUCACCAAUUUGCCAAAACCCCGGCAAAAGCAACCAGGUGUCGGUCCUGCUUCUGUGAUGGUUGGGAAUCUGGUUGCUGGAAAACGUAUAGCACAAGCUGCAGGGAGAGACCUUGGGCAAAUUGAAGAGAAUGAUUUAGUGAGAAAGCACCAGUUUCUGGCCGAGAUUUUACAGUGGCGAGCCCAGGCAACGCCUGACCAUGUACUCUUCAUGCUGCUAAAUGCCAAGGGAACUACCGUGUGCACAGCGAGCUGCCUUCAGCUUCAUAAGCGCGCGGAGAGGAUUGCAUCAGUGCUUGGUGACAAGGGUCAUCUGAAUGCAGGAGACAAUGUGGUGUUGCUCUAUCCACCUGGUAUCGAGUUGAUCGCAGCAUUCUAUGGCUGCCUGUACACGGGGUGCAUACCUGUGACCGUCCGGCCCCCUCACGCCCAGAACCUCACUGCCACGUUGCCCACCGUCCGCAUGAUUGUGGAUGUCAGCAAAGCAGCCUGCAUUCUUACCACCCAGACACUGAUGAGGUUGCUGAGGUCCCGAGAGGCAGCGGCAGCUGUGGAUGUGAAAACUUGGCCAACCAUCAUUGACACAGAUGAUUUACCCAGGAAAAGGUUACCUCAGCUGUAUAAACCCCCGACUCCUGAGAUGUUGGCCUAUCUGGAUUUUAGUGUCUCCACGACGGGCAUGCUUACAGGAGUGAAGAUGUCCCACGCCGCGGUGAGCGCGCUCUGCAGAGCCAUCAAGCUGCAGUGCGAGCUCUAUUCCUCGCGGCAGAUCGCCAUCUGCCUUGACCCUUAUUGUGGACUUGGCUUUGCCCUCUGGUGUCUCUGCAGCGUCUACUCGGGCCACCAGUCCAUCUUAAUUCCUCCUAUGGAGCUGGAGAACAACCUCUUCCUCUGGCUGUCCACCGUCAGCCAGUACAAGAUAAGGGACACGUUCUGCUCCUAUUCCGUCAUGGAGCUCUGCACCAAAGGGCUUGGGAACCAAGUGGAGGUGCUGAAGACCCGAGGGAUCAACCUGUCCUGCAUCCGGACGUGCGUGGUGGUGGCCGAGGAGCGGCCGCGCAUCGCCCUGCAGCAGUCCUUCUCCAAGCUCUUCAAAGACAUCGGGCUGUCGCCGCGGGCCGUCAGCACCACUUUCGGGUCCAGAGUCAAUGUAGCCAUAUGUUUGCAGGGAACCUCAGGGCCUGAUCCAACGACCGUGUAUGUAGACCUGAAAUCAUUAAGGCACGACAGGGUUCGGCUUGUGGAACGGGGUGCCCCCCAGAGCUUACUCCUCUCAGAGUCUGGAAAGAUUUUACCUGGAGUGAAAGUGGUUAUUGUUAACCCUGAGACCAAAGGGCCUGUUGGAGACUCUCACCUUGGAGAGAUUUGGGUCAACAGUCCCCACACGGCCAGUGGCUAUUACACCAUCUACGACAGCGAGACUCUUCAGGCUGAUCAUUUCAACACUCGCCUCAGCUUUGGGGACGCUGCUCAGACACUGUGGGCUCGGACAGGAUACCUGGGUUUUGUCCGCCGAACUGAACUCACAGCGGCCACCGGAGAGCGUCAUGACGCGUUGUAUGUGGUGGGAGCUCUGGACGAAACACUGGAGCUGAGAGGAUUACGAUACCAUCCGAUUGAUAUUGAGACCUCAGUGUCUCGGAUCCACAGGAGCAUUGCUGAAUGUGCCGUGUUCACGUGGACCAACUUGCUCGUGGUGGUUGUGGAACUCUGUGGCUCUGAGCAGGAAGCCCUAGAUCUGGUUCCUCUAGUGACAAAUGUGGUCCUGGAAGAGCAUUACCUCAUCGUUGGUGUCGUGGUUGUGGUGGACCCAGGUGUUAUUCCCAUCAACUCCAGGGGAGAGAAGCAGAGGAUGCACCUUCGUGACAGCUUCCUGGCUGACCAGUUAGAUCCCAUCUAUGUGGCUUAUAACAUGUAAGCAGCCUUGUGGGGAUUCCGGGACCAUCCUGAAAACCACAAAGACCAGAGACCCAUGACUAGGAGCAAGCUUUCAAAUGAUGUGAAAUAAGCUGAGACAGCUACAUUAUAUCCUUCAUCUCAUCCUGUGGAGUUUUGAAAUCACAUGACACAGGAAAGCGCAAUCCUGUGGUGGCAAAUGAAAAAAAUUUAACAGUCUAUAUUAGUCAUAAUCUUUGACAUAGGGUGAGCAGCACAUUACUAAAGCAAUUACAUGCAUGUUGCAUUUUUUUCA